Molecule: messenger RNA, 326 nt
Organism: Pterocles gutturalis (yellow-throated sandgrouse)
Lineage: Eukaryota; Metazoa; Chordata; Aves; Pterocliformes; Pteroclidae
Product: cystine/glutamate transporter-like
Exons: 2
Biological process (GO): amino acid transmembrane transport
Cellular component (GO): membrane
Molecular function (GO): L-amino acid transmembrane transporter activity
Source: RefSeq, a predicted model, not a curated record
AUGGACGGAGGCCAGCCAGCCCAGAAGGAAAAAGUUGUGCUGAAGAAGAAAGUGACACUUUUGAGAGGGAUAUCCAUCAUCAUUGGCACUAUCAUUGGAGCUGGCAUCUUCAUCUCUCCCAAAGGCAUCCUGAAGAACACGGGCAGUGUUGGCAUGUCCUUGACUGUCUGGACAGUGUGUGGCAUCCUCUCGCUCUUCGGUGCCCUCUGCUAUGCUGAACUAGGAACAUGCAUUAAGAAAUCUGGGGGUCACUACACCUAUAUCCUGGAGGCCUUUGGGCCACUACCUGCUUUUGUGAGAGUCUGGGUUGAAUUACUCAUCAUUCG